UGAUGGGGAAACAGUCAGUAUGGUCAUUUCGUUAGCACUGACUUAAGAUCAUUUGAUGGCGAAACAGUCAGUAUGGUCAUUUCGUUAGCAGUGACUUAAGAUCAUUUGAUGGGGAAACAGUCAGCAGGCUACACUAGAACAUAAACAAUCACGAUGCUUCCUGUUUUCAUAGUGAUGGUGAUUGCCAUGGACAUAUUAUAUGCCGCUUCUAGCAACGUCUGCACGACGACGGGGAAGAACCUGAUUGCCCAUCCCACGAAGUGUGCCCAGUACUACAACUGUAGCGCGCCCACCGUGGUAAGACAUCGCUACUCUUGGGAGGCACACCUACAGGAAUGUAACUACCCACAACUGUACAACCCUGACACGCAGAGAUGUGAGCACUACAGCAUGGUCCAAUGUGGCAACAGAUCUGAACCCCUUGGGUAUUGUGAGUAUGAUUGGAACAGAUGCGCUGGCUCCAGGUACUGUGGGCCACCUUGUCACGUCUACAACCCCACCUGUAGGAACCUCUCCGACGGCCUCAACGUCUACGAAUAUCGAAUCAACUCCUCUUACUUCGUUGUGUGCGUGAAUCAGAGACUGGUCUACACUGGCCAGUGCCCAUACCUAGGACCGGGGACACCUCGCUUUGACCCCAAAUUGCGUACCUGCAGUUGUUCGUAAAAACCCGUAGGUUUACAGAUCCCAAAAGGCAAUAAAUACUUUGUCAACAA
Haliotis rubra (blacklip abalone) is the source of this 716-nucleotide messenger RNA. RefSeq lists its product as uncharacterized. Bases 154 to 666 code for a protein of 170 amino acids. Gene Ontology annotation, molecular function: chitin binding. Gene Ontology annotation, cellular component: extracellular region. The transcript has 4 exons. Lineage: Eukaryota; Metazoa; Mollusca; Gastropoda; Lepetellida; Haliotidae. The record is from RefSeq and is a predicted model, not a curated record.